GCCAGGAGUGUUGAUGGUCUGCUUGACGGAGCUUGACGCUACACACAGAGGGAGAUGCACAGAGGAUCCAUCCAAAGGGACCUGGACAAGCUUGGGCCUAUGUGAACCUAAUGAAGUUCAACAAGUCAAAGUGCAAGGUGCUGCACCUGGGUCGGGGCAGUCUCAGACAUGGGUACAGACUAGGAGAAUAAAUUGAGAGCAGCCCUGCAGAGAAGGACUUGGGGAUGAAAAUCUCAACAUGAGCCAGCAAUGCGCGCUUGCAGCCCAGAAAGGCAACUUAAUCCAGAGCUGCAUCAAAAGAGGAGGGGCCAGCUGGUCAAGGGAGGUGGUUGUCCCCCUCUGCUUUGCCCUUGUGAGGACUCACUUGGAGUGCUGCGUCUGGGUCUGGGGCCCCCAGUAAAGGAAGGACGUUGGUCUGUUAGAACAGGUCCAGAGGAGGGCCACAAGGAUGAUCAGAGGGCUGGAGCACCUCUACUAUGAAGAAAGGCUGAGAGGGAUGGAGCUGUUCAGGCUAAAGAAGAGAAAGCUCCAGAGUCGCCUUAUUGCAACUAUUCAGUACUUGAAGGGGGCUUAUAAAAAAGAUGGAGAGCAACUUUUUGCUCAUUCAGGUUUCUAUGGGAGACCAUGGUCUAUGGAACAGAGGAGACUGCUCUUUCGAUGGCUGGAACGCCAGGGGCUGAACUGCUACAUGUACGCACCCAAGGACGAGCUGAAGCACCGGCUGCUCUGGCGAGAGCCCUACACAGAGCAUGAGGCAGUCCGGAUGCGGUCUCUCAUAGAAGCUGCCCAAGAGCAUGGUGUGGAGUUCAUUUUCGCCAUUUCUGCUGGCCAGGACAUGGUGUUUUCAAGUGCUGGGGAUCGGCUCCUGCUGCAGCAAAAACUCAGGCAGGUGGCUUCCAUGGGGUGCCGUGCCUUUGCACUGCUCUUUGAUGACAUCGACCCCUGCAUGUGCCGAGCUGACAGAAACGUCUUCACCUCCCUGGCGGAGGCCCAAGCCUCUGUGGCCAACGAGGCAUACCAGGAGCUGGGACAGCCCUCCGUCUUCCUCUUCUGCCCCACAGAGUACUGCAGCUCACUCUGCUCUCCAAGCCCCAGCCAGUCCUGCUACCUGCUGACCCUUGGACGGGAGCUGCUCCCAGAGAUUGGGGUCAUCUGGACCGGCCCAAAGGUGGUGUCACAGGAACUCUCAGCCAUGCUGCUGGAGGAGGUGGAGGGCGUCCUGGGUCGCCGUCCCAUCAUCUGGGACAAUCUGUUUGCCAAUGACUAUGACUGCAGACGUGUCUUCUUGGGCCCCUACACGGGACGUGCCCCUGGCCUCAUGCCUCGGCUCUGUGGACUGCUCCUUAACCCGAACUGCGAGCUCCAGGCCAAUUUCAUUCCCAUCCACACGCUGGGCAGCUGGUUUCGGAGCGAGCUGGGGAGUUGUGCCCAUCCUGAUCAUGCAGGGACAGAGACUGCAGCAGCCCUGGGGGACAGCCAGGGCCCGUGGGAGGGGAGCUACAGCCCCCAGGAGGCCUUGGAGCUGGCGCUGCUUGACUGGGUGGCUGAGAUAAAGCAGCAGGCCUUGGAGACAGGAAGAAGGGCUCUGUUGCACCCCAGCACCGACUGCGAGGGAGGAGUGGGGCUGCAGCCAGGCACAGCGGGACGGCAGGAGGCCAUGCCUGGCCCCCAGACCCAUGAUGCUGCUGCUGGUGGGGCAGACCAGCGUGGCCCUGAGACCUGCAGCGUGACACCAGGGGAGGGAAGGAGGAAGGCGACCUUGGUGCCUAAGGACAGUGGGAGCAGGACCCCCGCCAGCAGUCAGCAGAGCCCCCCAGGGGAUGGGGACCAGCUCAUCUCGGGUAGCGGAGCAAGCUGCGAGCCCUCCUCUGCUCCACCCAGCACAGCAGGCAGUGCUGAGCCUGCUGGAGCCCCUGUGACUGGUGAGACCUUCUGCAGCCUGGAGACCCCAACAUGCUGCAGCAGUGGGGGUAACAGCCAGAGCCCCCUCCUUGUCACCAGCAAUGCCAGGGGAGGGGAUGGUAACCUCCCCCAGCCCCCUGGCAGUCUCGAGCCUGGGGCCAGUGGUGCUGAUGUGCCCCAGACACCCCCAGGGGCUGGGGCUGAUGCCAGCCCUGUCCCCACAGCACCACUCACCGAUGGGGCUGGCACCAGCCCUGUCCCCGUGGCACCGCUCACCGAUGGGGCUGGUGCCAGCCCUGUCCCCACAGCACCACUCACCGAUGGGGCUGGCACCAGCCCUGUCCCCACGGCACCGCUCACCGAUGGGGCUGGCACCAGCCCUGUCCCCGUGGCAUCGCUCACCGAUGGGGCUGGUGCCAGCCCUGUCCCCGUGGCACCGCUCACUGAUGCUAGCCCUGACCCCAUGGCAUUGCUCACUGAUGUGAGCAGUGCCAGCCCUGGCCCCACUGCACCACUGACCCCAGAGGAGGCCACAUCCAUCCAUGUGGCACUGCUGGCCCCAGAGGAGGCCAGGUCUGGCUGCAUGACACCGAGGUUUCUAGAGGAGGCUAGGUCCGACUCCAAUGACCCGCUGACCAUCGAAGAGAUGCGAAUGCUGGUGGAGCUCUUCUACCUGCCCUACCAUCAUGGGCCACAGGCACAGCAUCUCCUGGAGCACCUUCAGUGGCUCCGGGCCAACAGUCCCAGCGUUGGGGUCCCGGCCACAGCACCCAAUUCUUGUGAGGGCGCCUGGUGGCGUGGCCGAGCACAGUCCUUCCAGCUGCUCUGCACCCAGACGUGCCGCCUGCACAGCCGCUUCGUCUGCAGUGCAGGGCAGGCGCUGCUCUAUGACCUUCACCCCUACCUCUGGGACAUCCGCAACAUGCUGCUGGCUGCCAGUGCCUUCAUCCUCUGGUUGGACGGCCACCUCCUCUGUGACCCUGACCCCACGGGCACCUGGAGAAGCUGCUUCGGCUGGUGCCAGAGCAUCACUGCCCCACUCUUCCCCAGGGAAGAUGCUGAGCCCUGGGCACGCCGUGGGGGCCUCUUUGGAGAGCUACAGGCCCUGCUUCCCGUGGGGAACAGCUGUGACCUCUUUUAUCACCCACCUCCGCUCUUCCCGUCACGCCAGCUGUACCUCCUGCGCCCGCUGCUGCCUCAGGACAAGGGAGAGCUUUACCGAAUGUGCCGGGAGGGUCUGGACUGUGACCCCAGCGUUGCGGAGGUCCUAGUGGCCCACCCUGACCUGCUGGGUGACAGGCUGCUGGGCAGCUUCCUGCACCUGAGCCCCGAGUACACGUUCGUGCUGGAGGACGAGGGCGGCCCGUGUGGCUACGCAGCCGGAGCGCUCUGUGCUGAAGGCUUCCUGCGAGAGCGAGCCAGCAGCUGGCUGCCGGCCAUGCGGCACAAGUACCCCCGGGAGCUGGGGGUGGGCGGCCCAGCCCUGGGACAGGAUGCCCUGGAGGAAGCACUGCUCUUCUUCCACGCAGAGCCACCGGCCGUGCCCCUGCCCGUGCUGCGGCGCUUCCCCUCCCUGGUGCAGCUGGGCACGGCCCCUCGGGUGCUGGACGUGGGGGCCAGCCGCAGCCUGGCCGUCUGCCUGCUGAGUGCGCUCAGAGCCAAUGGCUCGCGGGGAGUGUUUUGCCAGGUCAGUGCCGCUGACCAGCAGCAGCUGAACUUCUACAGCAAGCUGGGUUUCGUUGCCCUGCCUGUUCCCUGGCCCAGGUCCCCUGGUGCUCGGCUCCUGGGACGCCUCCUCUGAGUGAGCACUGGGCACGGGCAUGGGGAGACAGCACCACAGGAUGGGAAUUGGCAGCGUGUCUCAAAGGAGCAGAAGCAGAGGGGCACCUCGGGCAGGGCAGGUACAUGGGAGAUGUGGCCUAGGGGUGAGCAGGGUGCACCCAGAAUGUGCACAGGGCACCAGGCUGUGGGAGUACUUGACAAGAGAGGGGCGUUUCUGCUUCCUCAGGAGAUUCGGCCAUCCAGGCCCUUCACUCCUGCUUGCUGAGCACCCUCCACCUAUGCCAGGGAACCACCAGUGUCCCUGGGCUGCCUGCAAAGCACCCAGCCUGGCAGGUGGUGCACGGGCAGUAUUUGGGGUAGUGGUCUUGGGGCAUGGCGUGUUGGCACUGUGACAGUGUCCCUGUCCUGCCGAUGGGGCUGCCCAGCUCUCUCCAUCCCCAUUGUGGCCCCAGACUGGACAGCUGGUGCCAGGGCUGGCUCUUGGCACCCAGGAACUGCUUGUUGUAUGGAUGGGGCUGGCAUGGGGCACAGCGAGGCAGCCCUAAUCUCUGCUGCCCAGGGCUGAGGGAAGUGCUGUCCUCAGUAAUAAAGCAUUUGCUGGUCUCACCAUG
Messenger RNA from Oxyura jamaicensis (ruddy duck), 4295 nucleotides. RefSeq names its product protein O-GlcNAcase-like. Bases 449 to 3703 code for a protein of 1084 amino acids. Gene Ontology annotation, biological process: glycoprotein metabolic process. NCBI's taxonomy places the organism in Eukaryota, Metazoa, Chordata, Aves, Anseriformes, Anatidae. The record is from RefSeq and is a predicted model, not a curated record. Gene Ontology annotation, molecular function: beta-N-acetylglucosaminidase activity. The transcript has 17 exons.